AUGGGCACGGCAGCAGCCGGUGCGGCGAUCAGCCCCCGAUCAAAAGGAGCUUUUCAAGAUGAGGAGGAGCUCGUGGAAGGCACCGAAUCCUCGGCUCCUGUUUCGGAGCGGCUUCUCUGGCUCUACCUCUUCGCAUUCUGGUCCCAGUUCAAGCCCUCUGAGCCUUUCCUGGUGGAUUAUUUGGUGGAGGAGAAGGGAAUCAACAGUCAACAGGUCUACCAAAGUGUCUUCGACCUGUUCGUUUACACCCGCCUGCCGUUUGUUGCACUGGUGGGGCUCAUCGCUGAAAUGAACUGCUUCGGAUGUCGGGCCGUUCUCGUGCUCGGAGCCAUUUGUGGCGUGUUUACGGUGCCCACCCAAGGAACCCAGGAGUUGGAGUGA
Molecule: messenger RNA, 381 nt
Organism: Symbiodinium sp. CCMP2592
Lineage: Eukaryota; Dinophyceae; Suessiales; Symbiodiniaceae
Source: the annotation of a GenBank genome assembly